Camelus dromedarius (Arabian camel) is the source of this 1773-nucleotide messenger RNA. It is a transcript of the gene NPSR1, whose product is annotated as neuropeptide S receptor 1. The coding region runs from base 261 to 1373 and encodes 370 amino acids. The record is from RefSeq and is a predicted model, not a curated record. Gene Ontology annotation, biological process: neuropeptide signaling pathway; positive regulation of release of sequestered calcium ion into cytosol. Lineage: Eukaryota; Metazoa; Chordata; Mammalia; Artiodactyla; Camelidae. Gene Ontology annotation, molecular function: vasopressin receptor activity; neuropeptide receptor activity. Gene Ontology annotation, cellular component: plasma membrane; cytoplasm. The transcript has 9 exons.
UUGAGGCUGUGCCAGCUGCUGGAUCGGAUCGUAACAGCUGAGGAGAGAGCAGCACGUGGCUUCUCCCUGUCGUCAGGCAAAGCUCUUCAGUGAGGUGGGCUCCGGGAGGGCUCUGUGCCUCUGCUCAGCCGAGCUCCAGCCAGAAGCUCAGGGAGGCAGAGGAGGUGCAGGGCUGCAGCUGCUGCCCGGCUCUCAGGAAAAGGCUGGCCUCUCUUCCUCCCUUGGCUGCAGGGACAGCCAGGCUCAACUCCACCUGAGCCAUGCCAGCCAACCUCACAGCCGGCAGCCCCGAUUCCAACAGGACCGUGCAGGCGCUGGACCCUCCGGUCCUUUGCACGGAAACGGCAACUUUCACUAAAGUGGUGGAAGGAGAGGAAUGGGGCUCCUUCUACCACUCCUUUAAGACGGAGCAGUUGAUAACCCUGUGGGUCCUCUUUGUUUUCACCAUUGUUGGAAAUGCCAUCGUGCUGUUCUCUACAUGGAGGAGGAAGAGGAAGUCAAGAAUGACCUUCUUCGUGACUCACCUGGCCAUCGCAGACUCUUUCACAGGACUGGUUAACAUCUUGACAGAUAUCAUUUGGCGAUUCACUGGAGACUUCAUGGCUCCCGAUCUGGUCUGCCGAGUGGUCCGCUACUUGCAGGUUGUGCUGCUCUACGCCUCUACCUAUGUCCUGGUGUCCCUCAGCAUAGACAGGUACCAUGCCAUCGUCUACCCCAUGAAGUUCCUGCAAGGAGAGAAGCAAGCCAAGGUCCUCAUCGUGAUUGCCUGGAGCCUCUCUUUCCUCUUCUCCAUUCCCACCCUGAUCAUAUUUGGGAAAAGGAAACUCUCCAAUGGUGAAGUACAGUGCUGGGCCCUGUGGCCUGACGACUCCUACUGGACCCCAUACAUGACCAUCGUGGCCUUCCUGGUGUACUUCAUCCCUCUGACAAUUAUCAGUGUCAUCUAUGCCAUUGUGAUCAGAACUAUUUGGAUCAAAAGCAAAGCCCAUGAGAUGGUGAUUUCCAACUGCUCAGAUGGAAAGCUGUGCACCAGUUAUAGCCGAGGGCUCAUCUCAAAGGCAAAAAUCAAGGCCAUCAAGUAUAGCAUUGUCAUCAUUCUCGCCUUCAUCUGCUGCUGGAGUCCAUACUUCCUCUUCGACAUUUUGGACAAUUUCAGCCUCCUUCCAAACACCAAGGAGCGUUUCUAUGCCUCUGUGAUCAUUCAGAACCUGCCGGCCUUGAACAGCGCCAUCAACCCCCUCAUCUACUGUGUCUUCAGCGGCUCCAUCUGCUUCCCCUGCGGGGAGCAAAGAUCACGGGAUUCCAGAAUGACAUGUCGGGAGAGAAGUGAGAGGCAUGAGAUGCAGGUUCUGUCCAAGCCGGAAUUCAUGUAGACCCUGGAGCAGUGGUAGUGUCAGGCUGAGCCCCAUCAGCUCUCCUGGGUCUCCAUCACCGCCUUGAGCAUGUGCACAAAGCCUGAGCCAACUUCUCCACCCUGCACCUUUCAUCACUCGGGGGAUGCACAAGGCAAAUGCCUUAAUGUGUGUCACCUGCAUCAGCAAGUAUUGGUUAAUAUCAAGUCACCAACUAUUCAUACCAGCCAGGAGAGAUGCCCCUUCCUUCCCCACUACUCCCAGGUGGUCGGCACCUGAAUCAAUGGACAGAGACAUCACUGGCCCAGGCUCCAAGCUUGAGCAAGCAGAGGGGACUAAAGAAGCAUAGUUGUACAUGUGUCUUAUAAUUACAAUUUAAGAAGUAAAUAAAAGACUUACCUGGACCUAGAUUUUCCUCCCA